AUGUUUAUAAGAUAUGAUUUCAUUGUUGAUAUUGUUGAAGUUGAGUAUAUUACGCCAGGCACACCAUUGUUCUCGUCCUCGGUUGGAGAUGCUUCUGCCUCUUCUACUACUGCCGCUGAGGCCCAAACAGAAGAAGAGCCAACAGCAACAGCAGCAACAACGGAUUAUGUUGGCCGGAAGCGCGCUCGCCAGGCCGGAGUUCCGGGACAUACAGACGGCUCUAAUGACAAUGGCGCCAAUACGAACCAGUCAGAAUACCAAAGCACAGGCAAGUCAGGGCAUCGAUAUUAUGAAAUGUUUUCUGCAACUACGCAAGGGAAAAACCAACUAGCAGCUCAAGAGACAGCGUGUGCACCUGUGGUGAAAGAAGAACACAUUGAGAAUGUUUGUGAACGCCAAUCUUCCAUCGAGUCACCACGGGCGUCACAAGAAACACACCCUACUGCAAUCGAUACCUCAGGAACUCAACCAAGUGCGCAACGGGCACUAAACGAACAAUUAUCAACAUCAGCAUCGCUGCCACUAGUCAGAAAGCGUGCUCGAGAGAAUGACAGUGGCGUAACUGAACAGCCCAUCACAGAGUUGCCACCGGAGCAGUCAUCGCCAAAGCAUACAAAAACAAAUGAAGUUGUAGCAUCAUCUUUGAUGCACCAAGAACAACGGCAGCAGCAACAACAACCGCAAACAGCAGCGUCUUCCGCUUUGUCGUCAAGACACCAAGGAGGUCAGCAGCAACCACCACAGCAGCGUCGUCAGCUUUGUCAUCAAGACACCAAGGAGAACAGCAGCAACCACUACCACAACAGCAAAGAUCAUCAAGACAUCAAGAACAACAGCAGCGGCAAGAGCUACAAGCGCAAGCGCCGGUCCGGGUUCCCGAAGGAGUCGAAGGUGACCUGCUUUGCCCCUACAGAGGUUGCAAUAAAAGCUAUAGCAAUGCUCAGGAAAAAAGAUUCUUCAGCCACCUCAAGAAAAGACAUGAUGCCGUUAUUCGCGUAUUCACCACCGCAAUGA
Messenger RNA from Zychaea mexicana, 1014 nucleotides. RefSeq lists its product as uncharacterized. NCBI's taxonomy places the organism in Eukaryota, Fungi, Mucoromycota, Mucoromycetes, Mucorales, Lichtheimiaceae. The record is from RefSeq and is a predicted model, not a curated record. The transcript is spliced from 8 exons. The coding region runs from base 1 to 1014 and encodes 337 amino acids.